Podospora pseudocomata is the source of this 969-nucleotide messenger RNA. RefSeq lists its product as uncharacterized. The record is from RefSeq and is a predicted model, not a curated record. Lineage: Eukaryota; Fungi; Ascomycota; Sordariomycetes; Sordariales; Podosporaceae.
AUGGUCUCCGCCACCGCUCUCCUCCUGGGCGCAAGCCUCUCCUUCGUUUCUGCCCACCCCGGCAAUCUCUCUCCCCGUCUCACGGUCCCUGGCCGUUGGGAGUCCCUUGGUGGAGCUUUUACCCCCUAUGCUCCCUCUGUCGUCGCCUGGGGACCCAACCGUCUCGACCUCUUUGGCGUCGGGCUCAACAGCGCCAUGUGGCACCGUUGGUGGGACGGCCGCUCGUGGAAUAACUGGGAGUCCCUUGGUGGACAGCUCACCUCUUCCCUUAUCCCCGCUGCCCACAAGUGGUGGGAUGGCCGCAGCUGGGGUGGCUUCGAGGAUCUCGGAGGCCAGAUCGAGGGUGACCCGUCCGUCGUGGCCUGGGGUCCCAACCGUCUGGAUGUGUUUGCCAAAGGCAAGGAUUCGGCCAUCUGGCAUAGAUGGUGGAACGGGCGCGCAUGGGGAGGCUGGGAGUCGAUGGGCGGUCGCAUGAAGGGUUCCACCUCGACGACUGCUUGGUCUGCCAACCGUCUUGACCUGUUUGCCGUCUCGGCUCAGGACUCUUCUCUCCAGCAUAAGUGGUGGGAUGGGAGCAGAUGGAACAGCGGAUGGGAGAAUCUCGGCGGGACUCUGCAUUCUGACCCUGUGGCGGUGUCUUGGGGGCCGAACAGGAUCGAUGUCUUUGCUUGCGAAGAGGGACUUGAUUCACAAGUGGUGGGAUGGGCGGAGAUGGGCAGGCUGGGAGAGCUUGGUGGUGUGUUGGAGUCUACGCCUGUUGUGGUUUCGGACCAGGCCAACAGGCUGGAUGUCUAUGUCCUUGGAACUGACAGCGCGUUGUGGCAUAGAUACUGGGACGGCACCGCUUGGAGACCGUGGAGAAGCUUUGGUGGGACUCUAGUCAGCAAGCCGGCUGUUGCUUCCUGGGGGCCUGAUCGCGUUGAUGCGUUUGCUUUCGGCACUGAUUAUGCUAUUUGGCACAACUGGUGA